ACAUUGCAGUAAGGAAGUCGUGUACUCCUUAUCUUCUCCUCUGACAACAAAUAAUUAUGUGUCUUUUAUUAUUAUGUAAUAUGCAUGCGUGGAUGGUUGUAUGUGUAUUUGCAUAUUUUAUUACAUGUUAAUCCUGCGGUAGGCGUCGCGUAGGAUUGCAUCAGACCUCACUUUUUUCAACUGCGAAACCGUAUCGUUAUCUGAUCUGAUCCAACCUUCCGGGCUUUGCGACUCCCAAUGCGUGUAAGGGUUGAAUUCGUUUUAAUAUGUAUGUCUACGUGUACGCAUGCGAUCUCAAGUUUGAGGUGCUGCCUGCCUGAUUCCCUUUUCUUGGAAGAGAGAUUAAAAUAUUUGUGGUGAACUAUCGGCUGAACAGCGUGUUUUCUUGCAUUCUUGUUGAGCGGUGGAACUGUGAAGGGUUUGUUGUGGGGUUGAUUUGAGGACACUUUUUGGAUAUUGAUCGAGGAGGGACCGUGAAAAGGUUGAAUCUUGAGGGACCUAUUGUGGGUCUUUCUCUCGUUUCGAUUUCUGGGUUUUACUGUGGUGAAGAAAGCUUGUGAUUUUGGGUGUCGAGAGCUGAUUCUUGAUCGAAUUGAUCGUCAAAGAGUUCAAAUUUAGAGGUUUGGGGGCUCUCUUUCUUUGGUUUUCCUUUUUCAAAAAAUAAAUUCAAGCUAUUGCUUUUGAUUCUUGAUCGUUUUUUUCUUUGAUAUAUUGGGGAAUCUUUGUUUAGAAUUCCUGGAGAAGUCAGUUGUAUAUCUCUCUUCUUUAUGUUUUUUUAUUCUUGCGGCAACUGCAGCUAGAGUUGUACCACGAAGAGUUGUUUAUUGGGGACUUUAAUUGUCAUUUAGGAGAUUUUGUACUUAGGUAUUAGCUUCUCCUCGCCAUUUGGAUAGAAUAAACCUUUAGGAUUAACUCGUUGGUUUAGCUGAAGGCAUGGAUAUAAGCAAUGAGGCUAGUGUUGAUUCGUUCUCGAUCGGCCCUUCUACGCUCUUUGGGCGGACAAUUGCGUUUAGAGUCUUAUUCUGCAAGUCUAUGUCACAUUUAAGGCAUCAAAUCUUUGGGAUGUUGUUAAUGUACUAUUACAAAUUCAAGAACUGUUUAGGGAACUACCUGUCACCUGUAAUAGCAUGGUUUCAUCCUCGGAAUCCACAAGGGAUAUUAGUAAUGGUGACGGUGAUUGCUUUCUUGCUGAAACGAUACACUAAUGUGAAAACGAGAGCAGAGAUGGCGUAUAGGAGGAAGUUUUGGAGAAAUAUGAUGAGAGCUGCAUUGACCUAUGAGGAGUGGGCUCAUGCUGCUAAAAUGCUGGAUAAAGAGACAGUUAGGAUGAAUGAAGCAGAUCUUUAUGACGUGGAACUUGUGAGAAAUAAACUUCAAGAGCUCCGCCAUCGGCGUCAAGAGGGUUCUCUUAGAGAUAUCAUAUUCUGUAUGAGGGCUGACCUUGUUAGAAAUCUGGGUAAUAUGUGCAACCCAGAGCUUCACAAGGGGAGACUCCAGGUGCCCAAACUCAUAAAGGAGUACAUAGACGAGGUCACAACUCAACUGAGAAUGGUGUGCGACUCCGAUUCGGAGGAGCUUCUAUUGGAGGAGAAGCUUGCUUUUAUGCAUGAAACCAGGCAUGCUUUUGGAAGGACAGCUUUACUUUUAAGUGGGGGUGCUUCUUUGGGAGCCUUCCAUGUCGGAGUUGUGAAAACGUUGGUAGAACAUAAGCUUUUGCCACGGAUAAUUGCUGGUUCUAGUGUGGGGUCAAUAAUGUGUUCUGUUGUUGCUACUAGGUCAUGGCCUGAGCUUCAAAGUUUCUUUGAGGAUUCCUGGCAUUCGAUUCAAUUUUUUGACCAGAUGGGUGGAGUCUUUACUGUUUUUAAGAGGGUCAUGACACAAGGUGCAGUUCACGAGAUCAGACAAUUGCAGAUGAUGCUGAGAAAUCUUACAAACAAUCUAACUUUCCAGGAAGCCUACGAUAUGACAGGGCGGAUCUUGGGUAUAACUGUUUGUUCACCAAGGAAGCAUGAACCUCCUAGGUGCCUCAACUACUUGACUUCACCCCAUGUUGUCAUAUGGAGUGCUGUGACGGCUUCUUGUGCUUUUCCCGGUCUUUUUGAAGCUCAAGAGCUGAUGGCAAAGGACAGAAGUGGAGAAAUUGUGCCUUAUCACCCACCAUUUCAUUUAGGACCUGAAGAGGCUUCAGGUUCCUCAGCUCGUCGCUGGAGAGAUGGUAGCUUGGAGAUUGAUUUGCCAAUGAUGCAGUUGAAAGAACUCUUCAAUGUGAAUCAUUUCAUAGUGAGUCAAGCAAAUCCUCAUAUUGCACCUUUGCUGAGGGUGAAGGAGAUUGUUAGAGCUUAUGGAGGCAACUUUGCCGCAAAGCUUGCUCAGUUAACUGAGAUGGAGGUAAAACACAGAUGCAAUCAGAUAUUGGAGCUUGGGUUUCCACUGGGGGGAAUCGCCAAGCUGUUUGCUCAGGAUUGGGAGGGUGAUGUAACCGUUGUAAUGCCGGCUACUUUAGCUCAGAUAUCAAAGAUAAUUCAGAAUCCAUCUUAUGUGGAACUUCAAAAGGCAGCAAACCAGGGCAGAAGAUGCACUUGGGAGAAGCUCAGUGCGAUAAAAGCAAAUUGUGGGAUCGAACUCGCUCUCGACGAGUGCGUUGCUAUACUAAACCAUAUGCGUCGGUUGAAGAGGAGUGCCGCGAGAGCAGCUGCUGCUUCUCAUGGUCUGCCCAGCGCAGUCCGAUUCAAUGCCUCAAAAAGAAUCCCUUCUUGGAACGUGAUUGCCCGAGAAAAUUCGACUGGAUCACUCGAGGAAGACCUACUUGCAGACGUCGCAUCUUCUUUUCACCAAGGAGUAGGCGGUUCGACGGGGCAAAUGGGAAGAAAUUGGCGCACGCACCGGUACACACACGACGGAAGUGACAGUGAGUCGGAGAGCGUUGACCUCAACUCCUGGACAAGGUCUGGUGGUCCCUUGAUGAGAACCACUUCAGCAGAUAAGUUCGUCGACUUUGUACAGAAUCUGGAGGUGGAUUCAAGGUUGAACAAAGGGAUGACGGGCCACUCAAACAGCGUCGUCAUCCAAUCCCCUGGAAGGGAUCAAGUCCAUCAAGCCUUGAGGAUUGCAAUUCCUGACAGAACUUCAGACACGGAACAUGACCAGAGAGAUCUCGGUAAUAGAGCUCCAGUGAUAAACGCAAGCAUCAUGGUGGCCGAAGGCGAUCUUUUACAGCCGGAACGAAUCCACAAUGGUAUAGUGUUCAACAUCGUGAGGAAGGAAGUCUUGACUCCGUCCAACAGGAGUAUCGAUUCCGAACACAACAGCUCUCCUCACAAUUCAGUUGCUGAGUGCGUGCAGCUGGACGAUCCCGACAAAGAAAUGGAUGCUAGCUCGGUCUCAGAAAGCGGUGGUGAUAUCGGAGAAGACAUUCACGUCGAUGGGGCCGUGCAUCACGGUGACAAUGUAUGUGAUGAUAAGCAUGUGAUGGAUGGUUGAUGGUUGGGUGAAUUAUCCAGAUGCACACGCAAGAAAUCUUAAGAGUCCAUUCAUCUCUUCCUAGUAGUUGAAGUUCAGGUCAAGAUUUGUAGGUUACAGUUGUAUGAAUUCAUCUCGAGAAAAGAAAAUUGCCCCUGUUUCAGAGCAAAAUUUGUAGGAAUAAAAAUGUAAAUUCAUUUCCAAUUCAAUGGCAGGAGAUCCCUCUUGCUGAUAAGAUGUUGAGGAUUAAGAUCGUCAAACUUAUAUGCAAGCAUGUCACAACGUUCAAGUGAUCAAAAUUAUCACUUUUAGCCCCCA
Messenger RNA from Sesamum indicum (sesame), 3777 nucleotides. RefSeq names its product triacylglycerol lipase SDP1. The record is from RefSeq and is a predicted model, not a curated record. Lineage: Eukaryota; Viridiplantae; Streptophyta; Magnoliopsida; Lamiales; Pedaliaceae. Gene Ontology annotation, molecular function: triacylglycerol lipase activity. Gene Ontology annotation, biological process: lipid metabolic process.